AACAGGCUGGUACAGCCUGAAGCUCAGCAGAGCCCUCAGUCAGAGUUUGGCCAACAUGAUGGAGUUUGGGCCUCCUUUGGUGACUUGGGAGCGCAGGCUGCAGACUCUUGUUCUCCUACUGUGGAUGCUCUACCUUUUGCUUAUGGGCCUGAUCUUCCUCGGGGUCUUUGUAGGCCUCCUGUUCACUAGGUUCUGGCUCUUGACUGUACUGUACGCCUUCUGGUGGUCCCUGGACCGAGACAAGCCACGGCAGGGGGGCAGGCGUGUAGAGUUCUUCAGGCGCUGGGUCAUAUGGAAGUACAUGAAGGACUAUUUCCCGGUCUCGCUGGUCAAGACUGCUGAACUGGACCCCUCCCAGAACUACAUUGCGGGCUACCACCCCCACGGGGUCUUGGGGAUUGGAUCCUUCCUCAACCUGUGUACUGAGAGCACAGGCUUCUCCUCACUCUUCCCUGGCAUCUGCCCACAUCUGAUGAUGCUGAACUUGUGGUUCUAUCUCCCCUUCUUCCGAGAUUCCAUCAUGAACAUGGGGUUGGUCUCCUCAGACAAGGAGAGUGGCACUCACAUUCUGAACAAGAAGGGCAAUGGGAACCUGCUGGGCAUCAUCAUCGGGGGAGCUAGGGAGAUACUGGAGGCCAGUCCUGGAUCCUACAGGCUGCUACUUCGGAAACGCAAGGGCUUCAUCAGGCUUGCCCUGACCCAUGGGGCAUCCCUGGUGCCAAUCUUUUCCUUCGGGGAGAAUGACCUAUUUCACCAGGUUCAGAACUUUUCUGGCUCCUGGUUUCACCGUGUCCAGAAUUGGCUGCUGAAGAUCAUCGGCCUCCCCUUCCCACUUUUCUAUGGCCGUGGUAUCUUCCAGUCGAGCUGUGGUUUGAUGCCCUACCGUCAUCCUGUCACCACCAUAGUGGGGAAGCCCAUCAAGGUGCAGAAGACCCUGCAGCCUACAGAAGAGGAGGUGAACCGGUUACACCAGCACUACAUGGAGGAGCUGUGCAGCCUCUUUGAGGCCCAUAAACUCAAGUUCAACAUUCCUGCUGACCAACACUUGGAGUUCUGCUGAGUUCUUCCAGCCAGAGAAAUGGUUACACCAAAGGUCAGGGCCAGAUUUUCAGGCCCAGGAGGUAGAGCCCAGACUCCUACCAAUCCAACCACAACUGGCAACAUGGAGGAGGAGACCAGAUUUUGCCAGCUCUGGUUUGCACUCUUGCACCAAAGGAGACUGCAAGUUUCCUCCAGUGAAAUGUGACAGGACUGGAAAGGGAUGAUUUGUGAGACCUCCUUCCUCUGUUGUCACAUCACUCCAAGAUUAUAAAAACCAUAAAAGCAGCAAAA
Messenger RNA from Cavia porcellus (domestic guinea pig), 1332 nucleotides. RefSeq names its product 2-acylglycerol O-acyltransferase 2. The coding region runs from base 56 to 1060 and encodes 334 amino acids. Gene Ontology annotation, cellular component: endoplasmic reticulum membrane. Gene Ontology annotation, molecular function: diacylglycerol O-acyltransferase activity; 2-acylglycerol O-acyltransferase activity. The record is from RefSeq and is a predicted model, not a curated record. The transcript is spliced from 6 exons. Gene Ontology annotation, biological process: diacylglycerol biosynthetic process; triglyceride biosynthetic process. Lineage: Eukaryota; Metazoa; Chordata; Mammalia; Rodentia; Caviidae.